UUGCAACCUAUGUCAAAGUAGAGCUUCCUGACUGGCCAUACACUGCAGCGAUGAGGGACCCACUGUCUUCAGACUUCCAAACCAUCUCUCUUUAUCUGGAGACACCUACACUCAACAUGUUCUCCAACUUCAAUGGUUUUCAAUACACAUAUGCUGUAGACUACCAGCCCCUGAAUUCCAGCAGUGGAAGUGGUACUCUGGCUGUUUGUAGGUUUGACUUGGCUCAUUACACUGACUACGACGUCCUUAAGUCUACCAUGGAGAAUGCUGGUUUUAUAGCCACAUACGAAGGCCCGACCUGGAACCAGAACAUCACCUGGGCAUCUGUAGCAUCUGGCUUUGGAGAUCCAAGCCUUUCUCUGGACGGCGACCUUUCAACUUACUGGUACCCAGAAGGCCCUGCUUCAGGAGACACCUAUAUGGUGUUUGACCUUCAGGCUGUGUACACACUGUCUGCGUUCAGGGUCGUCGCUACCGGAAACGACACCAACGAUCCAAUCAGCUUCAAUCUGCAGGUCUCAGCCUCACCGUGGCCGUACAACUGGCAGGAUGUUCGGAGCUUCACAGCGAUACAAGGCACAGACCGUCAGCAGAUUUUUGCUGGUUUCAUUGCGACGUCCCAGUACUGGCGCCUGUACAUCACAGAGACUGGAGGAGGUGGCAAACCAGCCAUUUCUGACAUCCAGUUCUUUGGACAACAAGCUGUUACAAGUCGGUACACAUCCCUGGAGCUGCCUCUCCCAGCUGGGUACUGGCCACAGGUGUUCAGCAGAGACUCUUACCAGGCAGUCAGGGUAGCUCAGGAGGUGGAGAAUGGGGUGGUUGAACUCAUGAGGAAUGAUGGCCUGUUUGUGCAUGUGAUCCAGGCUCUUUGGAUCAGGCCUGGAGUUAAUUCCCUGAUAGUUCAGCUGAGACUGAUGAUAACGUAUUCAGCCAUGCCGGCCGUGCGGGACAGCCUCACUGCAGCCGUCACAGAGGGGGAACUACCAGGACCUGCCGUCUACCCACAAUUCAGUGGCUUCAGCAUUGCAGCUCCUGUAUCCCCUGCUCCUGUGGACCUUGCCUUUGUAAUUGAUGGUUCCAGCACUAUGGGACAGGACGGCUUCAGCCAGACAAAACUCCUACUGACCAGGAUAGUUCAGGAGUUGAACAUAGGAACAACAGGGACCAGGGUCACAGUGGUGCAGUAUGGGAACCAGGGAUGGCAGGAGUUUGGAUUGGACUCAUAUACCAGCUCAAGAACACUACAACAGGCUAUCAGUAACAUAGAGUUCCUGAAUGGAGGCAGUAACCUGGCAGAUGGUCUGAAUGUGCUGUACAAGUUUGGUUUCAUCAGGAGGAAUGGAGGAAGGCCAGGCAUUCCGAAGACUGCACUAGUGAUAGCAGGGGAGGGUGCUGCCAAUGACACAGCAGGUGCUGUACGAGCUGCUGCCCAACUUCACCUCUCAGGACUGACUGUCAUGGCCAUAGGUGUCGGCCCUGGAACAGCAGGCCUCUCUCUGCAGAUCUCCUCAGACCCACAGUUUGCCUACUCCGUACAAUCUGCCAGUGAACUGUUCCUCUUCAGGAAUGUCUUGGAAGGCGUUCUCUGGCAAGCUGGAGUCAAUGAGAGGCUGUAUGGAAGCUUCAAACCCAGACCUGGAAUUCCAUUCAACAAUCUGACUGCCACAGCAUAUCUUCACCCUGAAAGUGCAGAGUAUGCCAGUGUGUUGGAAAAAGAAGCUGUGGUUCAUGCAAAACUCCUGCCUCUUGCUGCUGGAAACUUGGUUGUCCACACCAUCGGCUUUGGUGCAAAGCUGGGAGAGUUACGCAUCAACUUCCAGGUGGACCUCUCUGCUUCUGUGAACAUCACAGCUGUCCAGUAUGCUCUGAGUGAUUUAAGUGGCUUGGAACUGGUAGGAUUUCAGUACCCCUUCUGGCUGACCAACACAAGUGGCUGGACCAUCUCUGCAUCACACAACAUCAACGACACUCUCCUGACUGUGGAUCAGGACCCAGCAACCGUCUGGAGUCCUGGAGAUGAUACCGUCAAUGAGACCUGGCACCUGACGUAUGAUCUGCAAAAUGUCCACACUUUAACAAGACUGGAACUUGUGUCAUCUGGUGGUGGAACAAGAGUCAAGAUUUUCAAGUUACAGGUUUCUCGAGGAGUUGCCCCGGGAGGCCUGUGGCGCUGGAGGGACGUGAAGACGUUUGCAGCCAGGCAGGGGGUGGAUGCAGUACAGUUCAGUGGCUUCAGAGCUAGGGGGCGCUAUUGGCGCAUACUGAUCAUGAGCACAUAUGGUGGACUCUCCCCUGUCAUUGGUGAAGUGAACUUUUUUGGACAAACAGCUGUGGACACAGCUUACCUGACAGUGGAGACCAUGGACACAUUCAUGCCUUCCAUGAACAAUGUGGGUUCUGAAGAGUUUGUCAACUUCAAGCUGAUCCCAGAAUGGGCUGCAACCUUUGUAGCAGAGGACAUAGCAAGAGUUUACAGUAUGGUGGUCUAUGAUGUACGUAACAGCUAUGGCAACACAGCAAUACUGAUGCAAAUAUUGGCAGACACAACAGCCAUACCAGCCCUUCAGGCAUCUAUGGAGGAAUUCUAUCAUUUCAACGACACCUUCAACAUCGCCAUUUUCAACCCAGCGGUUUUCACAAUGUUCCCAGGAUUUCAGAUCACUCCAGAUGUGCCUGUGUUCUCACGGCCAAUGGACAUGACAAUACUUCUGGAUGGUGCAACCGACACCACACAGGCCAACUUUGAGGCUUCCAAGACCUUGGUGAAGAAAGUGGCUGGUAGUCUGGACAUCCCAAAUGUUGCAUGGCUCAGUGUUUACCAGUAUGGCUCCACGGUUUGGCAAGAGCUGGGGUACAGAUUCUUCAGGAGCUAUCGAGAGGUAGGGGAGGCCAUGGACAUGCUACAGCAGAGGAGUGGAGACAGAAACCUGGGAGCAGCUCUGCAGAGUGUUUACCAGACUGCCUUUAACGACCCACAGCGGGCUCACAUUCAGAAGGUGGCAAUGGUGGUGACAUCAGGACCAUCUGAUGAUAACGCCGCCUAUGCAUUAACUGCAAUGAGAAGUGCUGGCAUCAUUGUGUACGGGCUGGGCAUUGGCUAUCAGUUUGGGAAUGUUGGAUUCCGUCACUUCUCCAUCAGUAACCCAGGCAGGCUGUACCACCUAGGGAACAUGUUACCUGAGUUGGUCAACAAUGUUGGAAGCACCACCCAUGUCACCUUCAGUCUCAGCGGUGAUUACACCUCCCAUUUAAGGGACCCCGGCUCUGUCUCUUACUCUGGAGUUGUUCAGUCCUUACAUGCUGGGGUAGGACCUCUUCUUCAAUCUAUCACUGGAUUGCAGACCUCCACACUUUCAGAUAUCCAACCCUGGACGUCAGGUUCAGUGUUAGCAGUGUUCGAUCUAACAGUGGCAGACUCCUACGAAGUCAACCUUGAGGACUCCUUGAGCACCGGCGGCGGCGGUGGUGGAAGUGGACAGCAAGGCAAUUUCACAGUGGCGUCUUACCCGGACUACAGAGGAACAGAAUUCAUCGUUGGAUUUCCAGAAAACAUUGAUGCCAACACUGCGAAUCCUCAGCUGUUCGUGGUUGGCAUGGCAACAUCAGCUAAUGUCACCAUUCAGUCCAGGAGUGGUGUUUUUUCCCAGAGAGUUGUUGUAGAGGCAGGCACAGUACAGGCUGUUGCUAUUCCAAAGAGGUUUGAGAUCCAAGGAUAUGCCCUGGACGCGUUUGGGUUAAAGGUCACAUCAGAUGAAGAGAUUGCCCUGUACGGACUUUACUCAGAAACAUCAGCUGCUGAUGGCUUUAUUGCUUAUCCUCUCGAUACCAUCGGAACAGAAUACUAUGCCAUCUGCCUGCCUCCAUCAGCCUCAGAACCUUCCAUGAUCACACUCAUUGGGGCAGCUGAUGGUACAUCAGUGGCUGUGACUGUCACUGCCUCUGCAACAUUUACAGGCAUCAUGUAUAGACCAGGGGAGAUAAUCAGGUUCUUCUUGAAUAGCCAACAGACGGCACAGAUCCAAAGUGAUGGUGACCUAACUGGCUCCUACAUCACGGGCACGUCACCUCUCGUGGUGUACAGCGGCAAUAAGUUCACACGGAUUGACGGUGCAGCAGACGAUGGAGGUUACCUGAUUCAGCAGCUUCCCUCUGUGGAAACCUGGGGGAGGAAAUUUGUGACAGUUCCCAUCGCCGGACGCACAGUCGGGGACAUCUAUCGCUUUGUAGCCGCUAACGACACAACAGUCACCAUCGAUGGCCAGGAUAUUUACCUCAAUAGAGGGCAAUUUUAUGACUACAUUCCAACUACAGAAACAUUCCAGUACAUCACUUCCACUGCUCCGGUCAUGGCAGUGUUGUUUGGGGAUCCAGGCCAUAAUGGAUUUGCAGACUCAGGACCAUUUAUGAUGGUCGUUACACCUUUGGAGCAGACCACAUCAGAUUAUACCUUCACUGCGGCAGCUUUCAACACCACAGCCCCAGCUACGUACAUGGCCAGCAUUGUUGUGAAGGAGAGUGGGAGGUCACAGAUGUAUGUGGAUGGCAACAACAUUGGCAACUUGCCAGGUUGGCAGGUUGUUCAGGGCGGGGAAUGGGCAGCUGUGUCAUUUGAGAUCACUCCAGGUCCCCACCGUGUCCGCCACCUCGCCCCGAAUGUCAACUUUGCCGUGUACGUCACUGGCUUCACUGACACCGAGUCAUAUGGCUACCCUGCUGGAUUGCUGUUGGCUGACCUAACAACUUGCACAAAUACUACAGCAGUAAUUAAUGAUGGUGUGGAUAACGACUGUGAUGGGCAGACAGGGGAGGAAAUCCCAAAUGGUCUGGAUGAUGACCAGGAUGGGAUGGUUGAUGAGGACACCUCAGUACAGCUGUGUUCCCCCAACCCUUGUGAGAACGGAGGAGUGUGUAUGGAGUCAGCCGACCGACGGUUCCCGGAAUGUGAUUGCAGACCAGGAUUUGUAGGGACAUUCUGCCAUGUUCAACUUGUUGUGAUCGUGAGGUGA
Molecule: messenger RNA, 5009 nt
Organism: Branchiostoma belcheri (Belcher's lancelet)
Lineage: Eukaryota; Metazoa; Chordata; Leptocardii; Amphioxiformes; Branchiostomatidae
Exons: 31
Coding region: 51-5009 (1652 amino acids)
Source: RefSeq, a predicted model, not a curated record